Molecule: messenger RNA, 1196 nt
Organism: Capsicum annuum
Lineage: Eukaryota; Viridiplantae; Streptophyta; Magnoliopsida; Solanales; Solanaceae
Product: proteasome subunit alpha type-3
Exons: 9
Coding region: 213-962 (249 amino acids)
Biological process (GO): ubiquitin-dependent protein catabolic process
Cellular component (GO): proteasome core complex, alpha-subunit complex; nucleus; proteasome core complex
Source: RefSeq, a predicted model, not a curated record
AUAAUCCCCAUGGAUUAAAAUAGUUGGAACUCAAUUCACAAAUAACAAUUUUAACAAAAAUAAUUCCCCUCUUUUAUAAACUUUUUUUUCUUUCAAAACUUGUUAACAAAGAAAACUCUUAUUUCCUUGUUCCUCCAUUGUUCACAGCUCCUCUCAGCAAAAAGCAUUUGAAGUGAAAAGUGAAUCAGUAUAAAUAGCGAAAAGGAGAAAAAAUGAGCAGUAUUGGAACUGGAUAUGACUUGUCGGUAACGACAUUCUCGCCGGACGGCAGAGUAUUUCAGAUCGAGUACGCCGGAAAAGCUGUUGAUAAUAGUGGUACCGUUGUUGGAAUUAAGUGCAAGGAUGGAAUCGUACUGGGAGUUGAGAAGCUGAUUGCAUCGUCAAUGAUGUUGCCGGGAUCGAAUCGUCGGAUUCAUUCAGUUCAUCGUCAUUCUGGAAUGGCUGUUGCAGGGCUCGCUGCAGAUGGGAGGCAAAUUGUUGCCCGGGCAAAGUCUGAAGCAACCAACUUUGAAAGUACAUAUGGUGAACCAAUUCCAGUGAAAGAGCUUGCAGGACGUGUUGCUAGUUAUGUACAUUUGUGCACACUUUAUUGGUGGCUCAGGCCUUUUGGAUGUGGGGUAAUUCUUGGAGGCUAUGAUAGAGAUGGACCUCAACUCUACAUGAUUGAGCCGUCUGGUGUCUCCUAUAGGUACUUUGGUGCGGCUAUUGGGAAGGGCAGACAAGCUGCUAAAACAGAAAUUGAAAAGUUGAAGCUCUCUGAAAUGACGUGCCGGCAAGGGGUAAUUGAGAUAGCCAAAAUAAUUUAUGGAGUACACGACGAGGCAAAGGACAAGGCAUUUGAACUGGAAAUGAGUUGGGUGUGUGAUGAGUCUAACCGACAGCAUCAGAAGGUUCCCGCUGAUCUGUUAGAGGAAGCCAAGGCUGCAGCUAAAUCUGCACUUGAAGAGAUGGAUGCAGACUAAGUGGCACAGAGACACUUUGUUUCUUCAUUUAUUCAUGAACCUACCUUUUAUGAGCUGAUUCAAAUAGCUUGCUCUGCCAUGUUUGGAAUUUGGUUCCUGUAUGACGAACGCUGUUAACGAUGAAAGAGCUUUGCUAUUGCUUUUUAACUGUUGAAACUGUAAUCUGUUCAAGUAAUUUUCUAAGAUCAAGAGGAUAGGUUGCAUUAUCCUAAAUGGAAUUCUCGUUUUUAACCA